AAACGACAGUGUUGAACCACGGAGGAAGAGAUUUGCUUUCACGAUGAUAAUUCCAUCAGCUAUUGUUUUUGCGUUUCUGUAUUACUAUUACUUUAAUUCUACUCAGUCGGACGAUUUGUCUUUUAAUCCUGCAGGUUUGAAGUCAGAUUUAAGAAAUGCCCUCUUUGGGCAGCACAUUGUCUCUGAUGUUGUACUAAAAGCUGUCUCCUCGUUUAUGGCUGACAAAAACACAAACAAACCUCUGGUGCUCUCUUUUCACGGGAUUAUGGGAACUGGAAAAAACCACGCCUUUAAAAUCAUCGCAAGAAACAUGUAUGAAAAAGGGGAGAAAAGCAAGCACAUUCACACAUUUAUAUCUCCGUUUCAUUUCCCACACAAAGAAAAUGUGCACAUGUACUGUGCUCAGCUAAAGCAGUGGAUUCAUGGAAAUGUAUCCAGCUUUCCCCACUCCAUGUUUAUAUUUGAUGAAAUGGACAAGAUGCAUCCAGAGCUGAUCGACAUCCUAAAACCUUUUCUGGACUACAAUGACAAUGUGGAUGGAGUAUCAUUUCACAAUGCGAUCUUCAUUUUUCUCAGUAAUACAGGUGGGAAAGUGAUUGCCGACCUGGCCCUGGAUUUCUGGAGAGAAGGCAGAAAACGGGAAGAGAUCAAGAUGAACAGCAGGGAUCUAGAGAUUAUGAUCUCUGAAAGCAUCAGCAAGAACGAGAAAAGUGGAUUUUGGCACUCCAGUCUCAUAGAGCAUCAUCUGAUUGAUCACUAUAUUCCUUUCCUACCUCUGGAGCUGAGGCAUGUGCGCCAGUGUGUCUUGACUGAGAUGGAGCAUCUGAACAAAACCCAAGAUGCUCAUCUGGCAGAUAAAGUGGCCAGAGACAUGCCUUUCUUCCCCAAAAUACACAGAGUCUUUGCUGAGAAAGGCUGCAAGUCCGUCAGGCAGAAGUUGGCGCUAUAUGUUGAUGAAUAGUGAAAGUACCACUUAGUGCCAUUUGAAUGUAUGUGAAUAAGGGAUGU
Messenger RNA from Danio aesculapii, 1008 nucleotides. Its product is annotated as torsin-1A-like. Gene Ontology annotation, cellular component: nuclear envelope; endoplasmic reticulum; endoplasmic reticulum lumen. NCBI's taxonomy places the organism in Eukaryota, Metazoa, Chordata, Actinopteri, Cypriniformes, Danionidae. Gene Ontology annotation, molecular function: ATP binding; ATP hydrolysis activity; kinesin binding. The record is from RefSeq and is a predicted model, not a curated record. Gene Ontology annotation, biological process: protein localization to nucleus; nuclear membrane organization. The coding region runs from base 44 to 961 and encodes 305 amino acids. The transcript is spliced from 5 exons.